AUGCUGGAGAACAACAUCACUCUGGUUAGUGAGUUCAUCCUGGUGGGUUUCCCCACUGCCCCAUGGCUACAGGUCCUGCUCUUCUUCCUCUUCCUUGUGGUGUACCUGCUGGUGAUCACAGAGAAUCUCAUCAUCAUGGUCACCGUUUGGGUCACUGGCUCUCUCCAUAAGCCCAUGUACUACUUCCUGUGUAGCUUGUCUUUCCUGGAGGCCUGGUAUGUGUCUGUCACAGUCCCCAAGAUGCUGGAUGGCUUUCUGCUGCAGAGGCGCCACAUCUCCUUCACGGGCUGCAUGACUCAGCUCUACUUCUUCAUCUCGCUUGCCUGCACAGAGUGUGUGCUCCUGGCAGCCAUGGCUUAUGACCGCUAUGUGGCUAUCUGUCACCCUCUCCAAUACCCAGUCAUCAUGACCACGGGCUACUGUGUACAGCUGAUGGCUUUCUCCUAUAUGAGUGGCUUUACAGUUUCUGUCAUCAAAGUCUAUUUCAUUUCUCAUGUUGCUUUCUGUGGCUCAAAUGUCAUGAACCACUUCUUCUGUGACAUCUCACCAAUUCUGAAGCUGGCCUGCAAAGACAUGUCCACAGCUGAGUUAGUGGACUUUGCCUUGGCCAUUGUCAUUCUUGUUUUCCCUCUUAUCACCACAGUACUCUCCUAUGUCUACAUUGUCUCCACCAUUCUGCGUAUUCCCUCUACCCAGGGAAGGAAGAAGGCCUUUUCUACCUGUGCAUCUCACCUCACUGUAGUCAUCAUUUAUUACACAGCCAUGAUUUUUAUGUAUGUUCGUCCAAGAGCUAUUGCAUCAUUUAAUUCCAACAAACUAAUCUCAGCUGUGUAUGCAGUCCUCACACCUAUGCUAAAUCCAUUCAUCUACUGCCUCAGAAACCAGGAGGUCAAGAAUGCAAUCAAGAAGACCAUAGGGGUUUAA
This is a messenger RNA of Erinaceus europaeus (western European hedgehog), 924 nucleotides long. Its product is annotated as olfactory receptor 6B9-like. Gene Ontology annotation, molecular function: olfactory receptor activity; G protein-coupled receptor activity. NCBI's taxonomy places the organism in Eukaryota, Metazoa, Chordata, Mammalia, Eulipotyphla, Erinaceidae. The coding region runs from base 1 to 924 and encodes 307 amino acids. Gene Ontology annotation, biological process: G protein-coupled receptor signaling pathway. The transcript has a single exon. Gene Ontology annotation, cellular component: membrane. The record is from RefSeq and is a predicted model, not a curated record.